Coffea eugenioides is the source of this 1633-nucleotide messenger RNA. Its product is annotated as CD2 antigen cytoplasmic tail-binding protein 2. Gene Ontology annotation, cellular component: U5 snRNP. Bases 139 to 1350 code for a protein of 403 amino acids. Lineage: Eukaryota; Viridiplantae; Streptophyta; Magnoliopsida; Gentianales; Rubiaceae. The transcript has 10 exons. The record is from RefSeq and is a predicted model, not a curated record.
CCUGCCCAAUUAAGCAUUCAUGCGGCUUCGUCACCGCCUUUCCGUAAUAUUCUCCUAACAUCUCUCUCUCUCUCGAAAUUUUUGGUACGACCAGUGGUGAGUGAAGAAGCGUAGCAAGCAGAGUAUUUUUGAGUAGCCAUGGAAGAAGGGCCGUCGCGCAAGCGCUCUUUUGUGGAAGACGACGAUCAAUCCAACAAGCCUCCCGCUCAGAAGAGGGUCAGGUUUCCAAAAGGUAAAAAGGUGAAGACUGGGGAUUAUGUGGAUGACCAACCUGGUGAAGAUGGCCCCGUUCGUUCGCAGGAUCCUCAGCUUGUGGCUAAGGAGCGGCGAAGGCUCCGUAGUCAGAUGGCAGCUGAUCUUCUUGAUGAAGAAAAUAGAGGAAUGCUUCCUGACAUAACGAGGGCUGAAGUCCAAUAUGAGGAUGAUGAGACAUUUGUUGAAGAUGGGAUCCAGAUAGAACCUUUUAAUCUGGAAAAAGAGAGAGAAGGAGGCUACUUUGAUCCACAAGGAAAUUAUGUUGAAUUUUUAAAUGAGAAUGAGAUCAAGGAUGCAUGGCUUGAUAGCAUUGAUGCUAAUAAAGAUUAUGCUGCAAAUACCUUUGCUGUCCCGAAAAAUGACGAUGAUGUUGCUGAUCUUUCAUCUGACGAUUUGGGGAAGAUCAACAGGCGCAUCGCUGACUCCCUUGAGCCUGGGGAAACGGUUCUGCAAGCCUUGAGGAGGUUGAAAGGAACCUCAAAUAACAGGAAGGAAAAGAUGUCAGCAGAAACUAAACAGCUUUUUGAUCAGUUGACUGAAGAUGCUAUGAUGCUGAUGGACAAUGGAGAUUACAAUGUAUAUAAUGAAAAACAGGAAACUUUUCAGCGUGAAGCAGAGGGAUAUGAAAAGUUAGCUGCGGCAAGGAGGCAAGGCACUUCCAUUAGCUCAGGACCAGGGAAAUCUGGUAGUGUCCUUGAUGAGGACUUCAUUCCCAAUGGAAUGGACAAUGGGAAGGCUGCUUCCGUUUUCAACAUGGGCAAUGGUGCUUCAUUGAAUAGCUCUGCUGCUGCAGACAACAUUGGUGAUGGAUUUGAUAUGUUUGGUGAAGAUGAUGAAAAUGCAACUUUCAAUCCAGUCUCUGAUGGGAGUAAUCUUGAUCUCAGUAAAUCUAGUCAACAUUCAGAAGGUGGAGAUCUGCAGGAUGAUUAUGUAUACGAUGAAUCUUCUGGUUAUUACUAUAGUAGCAGGCUGGGUUACUAUUAUGAUCCGUCUUCGGGGCUAUAUUGCUAUGCGGCAUCGGGACAAUGGUUUUCUUAUAAUGAGGAAUCAGGCACCUAUGAUGAGGUUCAACAGGCUGCCUACACCAUGAGCUGAUUGCAAUAUGUAUGUUAGUUCAAACAUUGCGGAGUGCUGUGUACAUACUACGGAGUUCUGAGGCUUGAAACAGAUGGCUGUAUACACUAAUCUUUGUGCUGUUAACACUACUACCUUUAUGGCUCUAUUUAUUAACUUGUCUGCUUAAGCCCACAUUGGCGCACUCUGCAGUCUUGUAGAGAUUCAAUUCCUAUGUGGAGUCUUGUAGAUGAAAGUUUCGGUGUAGUCUUGAAGCUCUUGCAUAUUAUUUGUUGGGCAAAAAAUCUCAGCGAUUAUUAAACUA